AGAAAAUGGGCGGCAACCCCAGUUGGCCGUGUCGAACGCGGCAGGUUCGAACGGCCCCGAGGGGGCGAACGCGCCCGACGAGGGCGCGGAGAAGGGCGAAGACAUCGUCGAGAACGUCAUGCGCGAUGAAAAUGACAUCGGCGCGCAGGAACCCGAGGAACAGGACGAAAACCCGCCCGCGUCGCCCCGCUCGGAGCCAGCGGCGAACGCGUUCGGCCCGGGGGGCUUCCAAGAGGACGCCCCCGAGGAGGGUGAGAAGCGCGUCCCGAUCGGCGACGCCUCCGCGGACGCCGCGGGUUCUCCGGUCGAGCCCGCCAAAGAACCCGAGGGUAACACGGUGGAUCAGGAGCAGUCCGCCGGGGCGCAACCCGUCGUUGCUGCGAACUCGGCCGACGCGUCGGAUCCCUCGGACGCUGCGGCCCCCGACAACACGCUGAGGACGGCUCAGCACGCGAUCUUGCUGCGACAGCAGGCGAUCAAGUACAAGGGUUGCUGCCAGGUGGACGACUGCUUGAACCCCCGUAAGCAGCCCACGGCGAACAGUCGCAUGCCCUUGACCUGCGCGGAACACAACGGGAUGCUGUCGUUGACUUACGGCGGCGAGGCGAGCAGAGAGUGCCAGGCGUGCCGCGCCUUCCACCCGGUGUCCGCCUUUGAUCGCGACAACAAGACGUGCGAGACCCGCCUGCUGCGCAAGAAGCUGAGGUACAGAGCCAAGACGCUGCAGCAGCGCGACGAACAUCGCGGGCAGGUUGGGAAACAGAAGGCAAGGCGCCACGAAGCCGCGCUGCAGGCGGUAGCGGCAGCGACUGCGCAGCCUGGGGUUGGUGUGGGCCUCGGCCAGUUCAGCCACCUCCAGGGUCCUGCAGGUUUUAUGCUCCCCUUCGGGGGCAAGUUCCUUGGAGUCGCGCACAAGGACGGAGGCGCUGACGCGUUGGCAGCGGCUCGCGAGAGCAUCGCAUCAGUAAACCCGUAUGGUAUGUUUCCGGGUCUCACUCAUAUGCCCUUUGGACAGGGUGCAGUGGAGGGUUCCGCAGCAGCCGCGGCGAGUGCCUUCGCGGCAAGCUUCGGCACGGGACUCGGCGGCGAUGACAACAAGAUCGCCAUUCCUCAGCCCGGAGGAAUCAACCUUCAAUCUCUCGCCGGUUUUCCUACCAGAUCCAACCCCGCGGAACUCGCCGAGUCCUCCCCUGCCGCCGCGCAGGCGUACCUCGCGGCCUUGGUUCAGGGUAACACCGGGUUGAGUGCCCUCGCACUGCAGGGUGCUGGGCUCACGGGUGGUAUCCCUGGCCUCGCUGGACUUCAGAACCCUGACGUUCUCGCGAAUCUUGCUCGGCAGAAUAAUUUACAGGAGCAAGUCGCAGCUCUCAGGGCGAACCAUAUGCUCAGAAUAGCGCAGGCUGCGGAGAUGCAGGCAUCAGUGGCAAUGGCCAACUCGCGCUCAACGGGAGGAGACAUUUUGAACCGCCAGAACCUUUAUCCACACCUUGCGAGCGACCCCGCCCAGGCUGGGUGCAGCAUCAUGUGAAAAUUGUUCCGUCAAAUAUAAACCCUUAAUUGUGUAAUACUUAACGUAACGGUACUAGUUGCUG
Messenger RNA from Micromonas commoda, 1592 nucleotides. RefSeq lists its product with no specific name. Lineage: Eukaryota; Viridiplantae; Chlorophyta; Mamiellophyceae; Mamiellales; Mamiellaceae. Bases 119 to 1528 code for a protein of 469 amino acids. The record is from RefSeq and is a predicted model, not a curated record. Gene Ontology annotation, molecular function: DNA binding. The transcript has a single exon. Gene Ontology annotation, cellular component: nucleus.